AUGGCUCUGAAGGGACCCUGCCCCGCGGUCCUGCUGCCCCUCACCUUGCUGGUCGCCUGCCUGGCCCUGGCCAGCGGGGACCCAUGGAAUCCGCUGAAUGACAUAUUCAAGAGAGAGCACGUGAACAACCCCAAGAACAAAGCUGUCAGCAACAGAGCCUACUGCAAAAUGAUGAUGUUGGACCGGGGCGUAUUCUGGAAGUACACCAACACCUUCAUCCACGAGCCCCUCAGCACUAUCAAUGCCGUCUGCAAAGCGGAUGGCGUACCCGUUGGGGGCCUCAGACGCCAGAGCAAGAAGACCUUCAAAAUCACCACCUGCACAUUUAACUACAUGUCCUUCUCUUUCACUGGACUCAGUGGCACAAACAAAAUUGUCCUCUCCUGCUUGAAUGGACUCCCUGUGAAUUUUGUGAGGUACAUUUAG
Mauremys mutica (yellowpond turtle) is the source of this 426-nucleotide messenger RNA. Its product is annotated as ribonuclease-like. Gene Ontology annotation, molecular function: nucleic acid binding. Bases 1 to 426 code for a protein of 141 amino acids. NCBI's taxonomy places the organism in Eukaryota, Metazoa, Chordata, Testudines, Geoemydidae. The record is from RefSeq and is a predicted model, not a curated record. The transcript has a single exon.